Molecule: messenger RNA, 4582 nt
Organism: Paramisgurnus dabryanus
Lineage: Eukaryota; Metazoa; Chordata; Actinopteri; Cypriniformes; Cobitidae
Gene: sp4
Product: sp4 transcription factor
Biological process (GO): regulation of transcription by RNA polymerase II
Molecular function (GO): DNA-binding transcription factor activity, RNA polymerase II-specific; RNA polymerase II cis-regulatory region sequence-specific DNA binding
Source: RefSeq, a predicted model, not a curated record
GAGAGCAUCCGCCCACAAAAGCCAUAGCAAUUUUAGUGUGCCUCAAAUGCAAUUGUGCACCAAAAAAGUGAACAAUUGGAAUUACGGCAAAUAUCGUGAGUAUAUUCCGCGAAAUAAACCGACACAGACGCAUCCGAGGCGCGUAAAAAGAGAGAAAUAGCCAGACGUGACGGUUUGGCAUUCACUGAUAUUUAAAUGGGAGUGGGUGGGCCUUCGCGCAGACUGAGAUCUCUGACAGACCUUCGUGUACAUCCGCCAAGGAUUAUUAUUUAAUUGCGAAACGAACACAGCAAAGGGGCCGGAUUUGAACUCGCGCGGAACCGGUGCGGUUGAACCCGACCAGCUUGGACUCUAUCGGCAUUUGGUGCUCCGUUAUUGAAGGGUGUUUUUGCAUUGGCACCGCCCUUCCUGACGGGGUGGGUCCGUGCGUCAGAGCUGCGCCACAGUCUGCGGCCGCUGGAGAAAAUAGGCCGUCCUUCUGCUGGGCUUCUGCCUGCCUUCCACGGCGUCCGGCCUUUUUUCUCUUAAACAACUCCUCUCCGGGUUUUAUUAAUGCGGAAUGAGUGAUCUAAAGAAGGAAGCUAUGGCCACAGAUGGGGGGAAGACCAGUGGAGGUGAAGGGGGUACGAAAGGGAAAAGUUCAGGAUCACAGGAUGCACAACCGUCUCCCCUCGCAUUGCUUGCAGCGACGUGCAGUAAAAUAGGAGGAGUCGGAGGUGAGGGUCAGGCCGCUACACAUCAGCAGAUUAUAAUCGACCCGAAUCAGGGCCUGCUGCAGCUCCAGAAUCCCACGCAGCAGCUCGAGUUAGUUCCUGCACAGUUAACCGGAAACGGCUGGCAGAUCAUAGCGACUUCACCCGCGGCCACAACCCUAACUAAGGACAGCAUUCAGCAGUCGGGUGUCGCUACGUCUAGCAUAGCCACCGGUGAAGGAACGGCGGGGCGGAAGGUCAAGGCGGUGGCUUCGAGUAACGCACCUGCCGGACAGCAGCAGCAGCAGCAAUUUCAAAUCAUCCAGGUGCAGAAUUUGCCUAACUCAACGGGCGGGAUUCAGUAUCAGGUCAUUCCACACCUGCAGACCGCAGAUGGACAGCAAAUCCAAAUUAGCCCCAGUAACCCCUUAAGCGUUCAGCCGGAACAGAUUCAACUCUUCUCCACCGGAAACAACCAAGCCAUCUUGGCCACGCCUCAGAGGGCGGGCUCGGCCAACAUCGUCACACAGAAUCUAGCCAAUCAGACGAUUCCGCUUCAGAUCAGACCGUCAUUCCAGCUACAAAGCAUUCAGGGUACACAAGCCCCGAUGGUGACUACGUUACCCAUCAACCUCGGCGGCAUGACGUUUGCCCUACCGGUCAUCAAUAACAUGGCAGGAGGGGGUGGGUCGGUUCAGCUGGUCCAGUCAAGUGAUGGGAGCAUUUCUAAUGGCAACCAGUUGAUAACCACCACCGUCACGAGUGCAGCAGAAUCGAUGGGUGUUUCUACUUGCACAACAACCGCAUCUGGCAUCGAUUCUACUGUUGCGACCUCUGCAGAUGGCACGACGUUAUCUACAGUAGCUACCGAGACCCAGAAGGACGGUCAGGGGCAGUCGGGUGAGUCAGACGCCCAGAUCGUCGCUCAGUCCAACGGGCUCCAACCCGCAUCGGAUCAGGCCGGCCAAAUCCAACAGUUCCAAAUUGUGGGCCACCCGGUUCUGCAACAGAUCCAGAUUCAAUCGCCCCAGCAGCAGGUGGUUCAAGGAUCCAUACAGCUUCAGCCCGGGCAGACUUUACAACCGGUUCAGCAGAACCUCCAGCUUCAGGCCUUCCAGAACCCGACCCAGGUUCUUAUCCGAACGCCCACUCUUACGCCCUCAGGGCAGAUCAGCUGGCAGACCGUUCAGGUGCAGAAUGCGGCCAUGCCCCAACAGCUGACGCUCUCGCCCGUAACAUCCAGCGGAGGCACCUACACUCAGAUCGCCCCACUGACGCUCGGAGGGUCGCCCAUCACUCUGACCUCCGGCACGGGGAUGCAGACGGUGAACAUUGCGGGUUUGGGGACAGCUGGAGUACAGGUGCAGGGCGUCCCUCUCACCAUCACAGGUGUGCAAGGUCAACAGCAGAAUCAGGAGGGAGUCAAAGUUCAGUCCACCCCUGUGACGGUCACAGUUGGCAACAUCAACAGCACAACCCUAAACGCAGUGAGCCCGGAUCAGAUGGGUCAGGUCCAAAGUCCAUCUGAUCAGGAGGGUCAACCCAGCAAGAGGCUUCGCAGGGUGGCCUGUUCCUGUCCCAACUGCAGGGAUGGAGAGGGGAGAAACAACAGCGACCCAUCCAAAAAGAAGCAGCACGUGUGUCACAUGGAGGGUUGCGGAAAGGUUUACGGUAAGACGUCUCAUCUGAGAGCUCACCUGCGCUGGCACACGGGAGAGAGACCGUUUGUCUGUAACUGGAUCUUCUGCGGGAAACGCUUUACCAGGAGCGACGAGCUUCAGCGACAUCGCAGGACACACACAGGAGAGAAGAGGUUCGAGUGUCCCGAAUGUUCCAAGAGGUUCAUGCGAAGCGACCACUUGUCAAAGCACAUCAAAACCCACCAGAACAAAAAAGGUGGGGCGGCACUUACCAUCAUCACGACAGAGGACAUGGAGGAAGAAGUGGACGAGGACCUGGGAUCGCCAAGAAUCGUCACCGUGGCGUCACUCUCGCAGGAUUCGAACCCGGCCACGCCUGCGACUUCAAACAAUUUAGAUGAGGAGUUUGAGUAGUUGAAUAAGAGCACCACGAUGUUGUUGGAUUGUUUAUAUGUUUGUUUAUGUUCUUCAUUCUUUUCUUUCGAUGAUGGACAGCUGUUUGAGCGUAGUCGAUUUCUCAUAUGGAAAUUUAUUAUUAUCAAAUAUAACGAAGAAUAAUCUAAAGAGUAUGGAAAUAAUAUGAGCUGAUAAAAAACAUGAUGAGUUUUUUUUUUAUUUUGAGUAGCACAAGAUAUUCCCGAGGAUAGUAGUUGAAAAUCUUUCGCUAUGCACAAAAAAUAUAUCGUUAUAAAUUGGUUCGGGGAUGAGAAUCUCUGUUUUUUGGAGCCUCGCAAUGAACGGCUGCACUACUCGUGCAUUGGUCUGUAGUUUGCAAAUUAUGAAGAGCCUAAAGACACGAUAAGAGCCUUAGCACAAGUGGUUGAAUGGCGCGUGAUCGGUGUGUCAAUCACAGCCUCACGUAGGAGUUCUUGGGGAUUUCGGGCUCUGCGUGUCGGACAGUGAGAUUUAUAAUAUUUUUCCCUGCACAAAAGGAACGUGACCCCGAGUAGUCGAAUGAGCAUUUAUGAAGUGGCUGUUUUACAGGUCUUUAAGAAAAGCACAUUAGAUUUACAAACAAUGCAUUCCAGUUGAGCAAAGAUUAUGGAUCGAAAGACAUUUCUUUAAAAAAAAGAGAAAAAGAAAAAACAAUCUAGCUUUCUGAGACAUGUCAUGUUAAAUGAAAGCAAUACUAUAAAGACAAUCUUUGUAAAACCAUGUUUACAUUACCAAGAGGUAGAAUAGGUUUCUUUCUGAAAAAUGAUUUAAAAAACUAAAAAAAACAUUUUCAGAUCUCAAGUCAUAUGAACUGUACUCAGAUGCCUUAACAAUUACUGCAGUACCACUAUGUUACGGCUGGGCAGGGGGACGUGGGCUUUUCAAAUACCCAGUUGACCACAUCAUUUUUUUUUUUAUAUGAUGGUGAACACUGUGGCCAGUGAAGACUGGGUACUUAAAUGAGGGUCUCUGUAGAUUGGGUCAUAAACCUGACCCAUGUCACCGUUCGGCCCCCUUUUUUUUUUUUUUUUGAAAGUGCCCUCUUGUCGGCCAUCGACUCUCAUGCUCUCCCCAAAGAGAUUCAACCCUGUUACAUCCAUACAACCUCCCCCUUACCAGAUGUUUUUUCUGCUGGGUCACAAUAGGCCAAAUCAGACCCAUUUAAUGUUCAGAAAUACGUGUGGUGGCGUGUGUUUUCGAGUGUUUCGUUUUCUUUGUAAUUCAUUUCAGGCCCCUAUUUUCGGUCAACACACAACACAAAUAGAUGAUGCCCAUGUGUGUGUGUUUGUGUGUGUCUAAUUUAUUAUUUAUCCUUAUAUUAGUAUUUGCUAAUGUGUAUUGUGCGCUGUUAAUGCAGAGAUGACGUGCCGCAUGGUUCAUUUCCGCUAUGGAUCUAUUUAGUAUUGAUCUGUUAUUUCUUAACGUGGUCCUUUUAGAAAGUUAAACCAUGGCUUUUAAUUUAUCUGAGUUGACUUGUUUCAAAAGAAAACUUUAAAAAAAAAAGUUCAAAAAGAAGUGGUUGAUACCAAACAAUUAUAAAAAUAGAUGUUUUUGGUAAUAUUUCCUGUGGCAACCGAUUUUCUUUAAAAUUUUCUAGUGACGCAUCAUUUGUAAAUCAUUUUUCUAAGAUGUUUCUUUGUUCUCAUGGCAUUUGAUAAUGGGUUUUUUGCCAGGUUAGCCUGAAAGGCUGCGGUUUAUUGAUAUUUUUAAAUAACUUUGUACAAACGUGUUAUGUUCAUGGGUAAAUAAAAGGAUAAAGAAACAACUUUACCUGCAUAACACUUGAAAUUAAAGUGAGUAAAUCUGUCUUACAUA